ACGGCGCUGCGCAGGAGCGAGCAGGCGGGUCGGGCCUUGGAGGGCCGGAGGUUCCAUCGGGCUUCAUCCCCGCGGGAAUAGGGAACAAGAGGUCGGAAGGUCGCGAUCCGCCUUCGCCGAAGCCUCUUUUCGGCGUUCGCUGAGCUUUUGUCUCCGUCUGUACAGCGCUCGAGCGCCCCGUCAAGCUUUUGUCUUCUCCCGGGCCCUGUCCGGAAAGGCGCGGCCGAGAUGGACCCCUGUCACACCGAAGAGACCGAGGGCGAGAUCCCCGGCUUGGGCUUCAGUGACCGAAGCGAGCAGAUUGUUUCACGUGGUGUAGCGUCAGCCUUUGAAGCUGCCACCACUGAGACCGAGGCGGAGCCAAACCUGACCUCCAAUGUGAUGCUGAACACGGAGAGCAGCGAGGGAUACGUGGUGAAAGUGAGGGGGCUGCCCUGGUCCUGCUCCACGGAGGAGGUGCAGAGGUUUUUCUCUGACUGCAAAAUUCUGAAUGGAGCUUUGGGUAUUCGUUUCAUCUACACAAGGGAGGGCAGACCAAGUGGAGAAGCAUUUGCUGAACUUGAAUCAGAAGAGGAUGUGAAAUUGGCACUGAAAAAAGACCGAGAAACAAUGGGACACAGAUAUGUUGAAGUUUUCAAGUCAAACAACGUUGAAAUGGAUUGGGUUCUGAAGCAUACUGGUCCCAACAGCCCUGAUACGGCUAAUGAUGGUUUUGUACGUCUUAGAGGACUCCCAUUUGGCUGUAGUAAAGAAGAAAUUGUACAGUUUUUUUCAGGGUUGGAAAUCGUGCCAAAUGGGAUAACAUUGCCGGUGGACUUCCAGGGGAGGAGUACGGGGGAGGCCUUCGUGCAGUUUGCUUCACAGGAAAUAGCUGAAAAGGCUCUAAAGAAACACAAGGAAAGAAUAGGGCACAGGUACAUUGAGAUCUUCAAGAGCAGCCGGGCAGAGGUGCGCACUCACUACGACCCUCCACGCAAGCUGAUGGCGAUGCAGAGGCCAGGUCCCUACGACAGGCCUGGUCUCACCCGCGGAUAUAACAGUCUUGGUAGAGGAAGUGGCUUGGAGAGGAUGAGGCGCGGUGCUUACGGAGGAGGUUAUGGAGGUUAUGAUGACUACAAUGGGUAUAACGAUGGCUAUGGUUUUGGUUCUGAUAGAUUUGGGAGAGAAUGGACUCUCUUCUCUGCAGGAAUGUCGGACCACAGAUACGGCGACGGGACGUCCACCUUCCAGAGCACGACUGGCCACUGUGUCCACAUGAGAGGUCUGCCCUACAGAGCGACGGAGAACGACAUCUACAACUUCUUCUCACCUCUGAACCCUGUACGAGUACACAUUGAAAUCGGACCAGAUGGCAGAGUGACUGGAGAGGCAGAUGUUGAAUUUGCUACUCACGAGGAUGCGGUGGCCGCCAUGUCCAAAGACAAAGCAAACAUGCAACACAGAUAUGUAGAGCUCUUCUUGAACUCAACAGCAGGAGGAACUGGUGGUGCCUAUGGCAGCCAGAUGAUGGGAGCAAUGGCAUUUUAUCUUAAUCACACAGUCAAGGAGUCUGAAGGAGUGGUUCAGGAUUGGAACACAAGCACAUUGGCAGGAAGCCAAUCCAGCUACGGUGGCCCAGCUAACCAGCAGCUGAGCGGGGGCUACGGAGGAGGAUAUGGCGGCCAGAGCAGCAUGAGUGGAUACGACCCGAGCAGUCAGGGCGCCAUGAACAGCAGCUACUACAGCAGUGGGAACCGCGCGUCCAUGGGAGUGAACGGCAUGGGCGGGAUGUCCAACAUGUCCAACAUGAGCGGCGGCUGGGGAAUGUAACCAACGGCUGACUUUUGGUCAAAUCUUUUUUUAAAAAACAAAAAAACAAAAAACUAAGUUUAACAGUUUUGCAAUACGAGCUUGUGAUUUAUGCUUUACUGUAAGUGAAAUCAGGAUUGUUAUUUUAAACCUUUCGGGUUCAGUAUUUUUGAACAUACAGAAUGAACUUUCAUCUAGGAUGUAAUAACCCAGCUGAGCAGAGAUGAUAACUGUUAAACAACUCAGAGCGUUUCUCAAGUUAGUUUUGUUGUAGGAGUGUAUUUAAGCAGUAAGCGUAUUUAGGUUAAAGCUGUUUGAAUUAUGUUAAAUGUUGCUCUUAUACCAUAUUACAUCUGACACUGUUUUGAAUACAUGUUGAAAAAAACAUGCUUUUUUGUAAAGAAACAAUAUAGGAGCUGUGUCUGAAAUUCCAAGUGAACAUUUGGCAUGUUAGUUCUAGUUUAUUUCUUUUAAUACCCUGUAAGGCACGUUAAAGCUUUUUUUUUAAGUUAAUGGGGGAAACGUGUUGAGACGCAAUACGGCUACUUUAGGAUUUCGGUCUUGGUGUUCGUAUACAAUUCUGAGGCCUUGAUUUAAUCUUUCAUUGUAUUGUGAUUUCCUUUUUAGGUGUAUUGCGCUAAGUGAAACUUGUUAAAUAAAUCUUCCUUUUAAAAACUGGAA
Molecule: messenger RNA, 2469 nt
Organism: Centrocercus urophasianus (Greater sage-grouse)
Lineage: Eukaryota; Metazoa; Chordata; Aves; Galliformes; Phasianidae
Gene: HNRNPH1
Product: heterogeneous nuclear ribonucleoprotein H1
Exons: 14
Coding region: 229-1809 (526 amino acids)
Biological process (GO): regulation of RNA splicing
Cellular component (GO): ribonucleoprotein complex; nucleoplasm
Molecular function (GO): RNA binding
Source: RefSeq, a predicted model, not a curated record